UUCCAUUUUUUACAUACAUUCAACCAAUAAACCCUCUUUUGAUUUAGUUUGUUGCAUCAAACAAUUUUUUGAUCAUUUAAUUGACGAUAUUGUGGAAUUAAAUUUGGAGGAGAAAGGAAAAGAUGCGAAAAGAGGAAUUGGAGAUGGAGGUUGAAGAUGGAAUGGCGUAUGAGAUAAAAGAGGAGAUGUUUGGAUCUCCUUGUUCGUUGUCGAAUUUUGAAUCAGAACAAGAAAAUGGAGAUAGCAGAUUGAGUCAAUCUUUGUUAAUGAAAAGGACUAAUUAUACAUCUCAGCUUGCCAUUGUUGGUGCUAAAGUAUCCGCCAUUGAAAGCCUCGAUUAUGAGAUUAUUGAAAAUGAGCUUUUCAAAGAGGAUUGGCGAUCAAGGAAUAAGUUCCAGAGAUUUCAAUACAUAUUUUUCAAAUGGACACUGGCACUUCUUAUUGGGUUAUGCACAGGAUUUGUUGGUUUCUGCAAUAAUAUCAGUGUUGAGAAUAUUGCUGGAUUUAAAUUUCUCCAAACUAUUAAUUAUGUGUACCAAGAGAAGUAUUUUAAGGGAUUUAUCUUCUUUGCUGGGUGCAACCUAGUAUUGGCAAUCGGUGCUGCAAGUGUAUGUGCACUCAUAGCACCAGCAGCAGCAGGGUCCGGAAUUCCUGAGGUCAAAGCUUAUCUGAAUGGUGUAGAUGCACAUUCUAUAUUAGCUCCAAGUACCCUUUUUGUGAAGAUCAUCGGUUCAAUCUUAGGUGUUUCAGCAGGAUUUGUUGUUGGUAAAGAAGGACCUAUGGUUCACACUGGGGCUUGCAUAGCAUCCUUGCUGGGUCAAGGAGGAUCACGCAAAUACCAUUUGACUUGGAAGUGGCUUAGAUAUUUUAAAAAUGAUAGAGAUAGACGAGACUUAAUCACUUGUGGUUCCGCUGCUGGUGUUGCUGCAGCUUUUCGUGCACCUGUUGGUGGAGUUCUUUUUGCACUUGAGGAAGUGGCUUCCUGGUGGAGGAGCGCUCUUCUUUGGAGAACAUUUUUCACCACAGCAGUAGUCGCUGUUGUCUUGAGAGCUCUGAUUGGGUUUUGUCGAAAUAGUAAUUGUGGGCUUUUUGGUGAAGGAGGUCUUAUUAUGUUUGAUGUGAAUCAUGCCUCAAUCAAAAUGAGUCCCCAAGACUUGGUAGUAAUUUUAAUUCUUGCCAUUGUUGGAGGUGUAUUGGGAAGUUUAUACAACUACUUUGUGGACAAGGUCCUUCGAACCUACCGUGUUAUCAACGAAAAAGGUCCUAUGUACAAAGUCUUACUAGUUAUGGCCAUAUCUCUUUUAACAUCUUGUUGCUACUUUGGACUUCCAUGGCUUGCUCCAUGUACACCUUGCCCUCCACAAUUGAGCGAUGAAUGCCCGAGUAUUAGUCGCUCUGGAAACUAUAAGAGCUUCAAUUGUCCUGUAAAUCACUACAAUGAUCUUGCAUCUCUUAUAUUCACAACAAACGACGAUGCAAUUCGCAACCUUUUCAGUGCAAGCAUUACCAAAAGCGAUUUUCGUAUAUCUUCCUUAUAUAUAUUCUUUGGUGUAAUGUACUUCCUAGGCAUAAUCACCUAUGGAAUAGCAAUUCCUUCUGGACUAUUCAUCCCCGUAAUGCUAGCUGGAUCUUCGUAUGGGCGUUUAAUAGGUACGCUUCUAGGAUCUUUCUCUGAUUUGGAUUCGGGUUUAUUUGCAAUCUUAGGAGCUGCUUCUUUCCUUGGUGGAACCAUGAGAAUGACUGUUUCUUUAUGUGUCAUACUACUCGAGCUAACGAACGAUCUUCCUAUGCUACCGUUAGUCAUGUUGGUUCUUCUUAUAUCCAAAUCUGUAGCCGAUAACUUCAACAAAGGAGUAUACGAUCAAAUUGUUAAGUUCAAAGGGCUACCGUACAUGGAAAUCCAUGCCGAACCAUACAUGAGACAGUUAGUCGCAAGCGAUGUUGUUACAGGUCACUUGGUUACUUUCUCGAGUGUCGAGAAAGUUGGGACUAUCGUACAUGCUCUAACUGAAACGGGUCAUAAUGGGUUUCCGGUUAUUAAUGAGCCACCAUUUAGUGAUACACCAGAAUUAUGUGGGAUUGUUCUGAGAUCUCACUUGUUAGUGUUUCUUAAAGCUAAGAAGUUUACUAAGCAAAGAGAAUUGAUGAAAGGAAGCAUUAAGAAGAGUUUUGAUGCUUUUGAUUUUGCAAAACCAGGGUCUGGAAAAGGGAUUAAGAUUCAAGAUUUGAUGAUUAAUGAGGAGGAAAUGGAAAUGUAUAUUGAUCUUCAUCCUAUAACAAAUACAUCACCUUAUACAAUUGUGGAAACUAUGUCUCUUGCUAAAGCUGCUGUUUUGUUUCGCGAUUUGGGUCUCAGGCACUUGUGUGUUGUACCCAAAACACCCGGGAUGCCACCUAUUAUAGGGAUUAUGACAAGACAUGAUUUCACACCAGAGCAUAUAUUGGGUUUAUAUCCUCAUCUCAGGACGUAUGAGUGAACCUAUGUACUCUAAAUAUUUGUAGUAUAUGACUUAUAGACUUACAGAAAUUCUUGUAUGACACCAUCUCAUUAAGAAAUAUAUUUUAUAUAUGGAUUAAAUAGCUCAUUUCAUAGAUAUUAUGAGAAUAUAAGAUCUUAGUUUGAGAUGUUUCAAUGAGAGAUUAGACAAUCUUUCACAAGAGUAGCUCAUAGACUUAUAGUUGUACUUGAGUAACC
This is a messenger RNA of Amaranthus tricolor (Joseph's coat), 2695 nucleotides long. RefSeq names its product chloride channel protein CLC-c-like. The record is from RefSeq and is a predicted model, not a curated record. Lineage: Eukaryota; Viridiplantae; Streptophyta; Magnoliopsida; Caryophyllales; Amaranthaceae. Gene Ontology annotation, biological process: chloride transport; transmembrane transport. Bases 123 to 2477 code for a protein of 784 amino acids. Gene Ontology annotation, cellular component: intracellular membrane-bounded organelle; plant-type vacuole membrane. The transcript has 7 exons. Gene Ontology annotation, molecular function: voltage-gated chloride channel activity.